Eptesicus fuscus (big brown bat) is the source of this 2629-nucleotide messenger RNA. RefSeq names its product ectonucleoside triphosphate diphosphohydrolase 5 (inactive) (gene ENTPD5). Gene Ontology annotation, biological process: nucleoside diphosphate catabolic process. Gene Ontology annotation, molecular function: GDP phosphatase activity; UDP phosphatase activity. Lineage: Eukaryota; Metazoa; Chordata; Mammalia; Chiroptera; Vespertilionidae. Gene Ontology annotation, cellular component: membrane. The coding region runs from base 22 to 1308 and encodes 428 amino acids. The record is from RefSeq and is a predicted model, not a curated record. The transcript is spliced from 14 exons.
UCACCACGUCUUGGGAAGAGAAUGGCCACUUCCUGGGGAGCAGCUUUUUUCAUGUUGGUAGCAUCCUGUGUUUGCAGCACUAUCUUCCACAGAGACCAGCAGACUUGGUUUGAGGGUGUCUUUCUGUCUUCCAUGUGCCCCAUCAAUGUCAGUACCAGCACCUUGUAUGGAAUUAUGUUUGAUGCAGGGAGCACUGGAACACGAAUUCAUGUUUACACCUUUGUGCAGAAAAUAGCAGGACAGCUUCCAGUUCUGGAAGGGGAAAUUUUUGAUUCUGUAAAGCCAGGACUUUCUGCUUUUGUAGAUCAACCUAAGCAGGGUGCUGAGACUGUUCAAGAGCUCUUGGAGGUAGCCAAAGACUCAAUCCCCCGAAGUCAUUGGAAAAGGACCCCAGUGGUUUUGAAGGCAACAGCAGGACUGCGCUUACUGCCAGAACAGAAAGCCCAGGCUCUGCUCUUUGAGGUAAAAGAGAUCUUCAAGAAGUCACCUUUCCUGGUACCAAAUGACAGUGUUAGCAUCAUGGAUGGAUCCUAUGAAGGCAUAUUAGCUUGGAUUACUGUGAAUUUUCUGACAGGUCAGCUGCAUGGCCACAGUCAGGAGACUGUGGGGACCCUGGAUCUGGGGGGAGCCUCCACCCAAAUCACAUUUCUACCCCAGUUUCAGAAAACCCUGGAACAAACCCCUAAGGGCUACCUCACUUCCUUUGAGAUGUUUAACAAAACUUAUAAACUCUAUACACAUAGUUACUUGGGAUUUGGAUUGAAAGCUGCAAGACUAGCAACUCUGGGAGCCCUGGAAACAGAAGGGACUGAGGGACAUACUUUCAGAAGUGCCUGUCUACCAAGAUGGUUAGAAGCAGAGUGGAUUUUUGGGGGCGUGAAAUACCAGUAUGGCGGCAUCCAAGAAGGGGAAGUGGGCUUUGAGCCCUGCUAUGCUGAAGUGCUGAGGGUGGUCCAAGGAAAACUUCACCAACCAGAUGAAAUCCAGAGAAGCUCCUUCUAUGCCUUCUCUUAUUACUAUGAUCGAGCUGUUGACACACACAUGAUUGAUUAUGAAAAGGGGGGUAUUUUAAAAGUUGAAGACUUUGAAAGAAAAGCAAAAGAAGUGUGUGACAACUUGGAAAAUUUCACCUCAGGCAGUCCUUUCCUGUGCAUGGAUCUCAGCUACAUCACAGCCUUGUUGAAGGAUGGCUUUGGCUUUGCAGACAGCACCGUCUUACAGCUCACAAAGAAAGUGAACAACAUAGAGACAGGCUGGGCCUUGGGAGCCACCUUUCACUUGCUGCAGUCUCUGGGCGUCUCCCACUGAGGCCAGACGCUUCCUCCGAGGCCUGCGUUUGCCAACAACCUUUUAACGGGAGAAGAAGAUAAGACUCAGUCAUGUUAUGAGGCAGUCUGGAAACCACUUGGAUUGAAACCCAGCAGCUGGCUUCAUCAGGAGGAAGAGGACUCUCGCCUGCUUCUUGUCUGCCCACUCAGUGCCCUUGAGCUUGAAGGAUCUUCCUGUUGACUGGCUCUUUGACCUUGGCUCUUUACCUCCAGCUUCUUUCCAGCAGUUUGUAUCUUCCACGCUUGUAGCUAUCACAGUAGACUUUCUUUCGGCUCUCUCACACAAAAAAAUGUUAAACACCUGGCCCUCAUACUACUUCCUUUUUUAAAGUUAUUCCACUGAGUCAGUAAGUGGUUAACAUCUGAUGUGCAAGUAACUAGCCAAAUUUUAUCUUUAUCCCCUACAUUUUAGUGUUUUGUUUUUAAUUUCAUUGUGGAAUUUCUUCACAUUCUUCACACUGACUUUAUUUUUUAUUUUUUCACACUUUUAUUAUACCAAGGUCACCUUGAUACCUAUUGUCUUCCUAAAAAAAAAUGCUAAUACAUAAUAGAAUAUUUAGAGUUGGAAACAGCACAAAGAUAUAAUCCAGUCUUCUAACUGUUGCAGAAUCUCCUUAACAUUUCUAAGUAGCUAUAUUUAGCUUCUGGUUAGGCAUGUUUUGAGACAGCUCAUUGCAUUUGGGACAGCUCUUAUGUUAAAAAUCCCUUCUUAUGUGGGAUCUCUCCUCUCAAUGGUCUUCUCUCAUCCCUCCUUUCAUAGCCUUUCCGUCUCCUGAAGAAAAUUCCUCGCAAGUCCUUUGUGGUCUCUUCUUUAAUAGAACACUUGGCUUCUAGACCCCUUACCAUUUGUGUCACACAGGUUGAGUGCUAGAACCAGUCAUACGCUAAAUGUUGUUCCAUAUGAUUCCCAAGAGGUAAGCUGUGUUCACUAGAGACUCCGCCAGUUUGACGGUCGAGAGCGGCAAGAUUCCCUGGUCUUUGUCAUAGCUUGUCUCUGAAGAUUUUCUUAUGGACAGAAGCUGUUCAGACUCCUUUGGUCAUCCCAAGUACCUCCAGAACUCUUGAGAUGUGUCUACCUAAAUUCUGAUAAUCUUGAUUAGAACAUCUAGAGAGAAUUAACCAGUUUAUCCAUGUUAGGAGCAAUAUGGAAUAAGAAUUUUUAUUUCUUAGAAAAAAUGACUUGUCUAUAAUGUCCUUUCUGCCCUUGGUGUACCUUUUUGGCCUCUUAUUGAGGAAUCCUAUAGUGUCUAAUAUUGUUGGUUACGUUUCUUUUCUAUAAAUGUGUUUAUAUAUUUCAAAUA